Molecule: messenger RNA, 2574 nt
Organism: Sorex araneus (European shrew)
Lineage: Eukaryota; Metazoa; Chordata; Mammalia; Eulipotyphla; Soricidae
Gene: LDHD
Product: lactate dehydrogenase D
Exons: 11
Coding region: 36-1490 (484 amino acids)
Biological process (GO): lactate catabolic process
Cellular component (GO): mitochondrion
Molecular function (GO): FAD binding; D-lactate dehydrogenase (NAD+) activity; D-lactate dehydrogenase (cytochrome) activity
Source: RefSeq, a predicted model, not a curated record
CGUCCGCCCGCUCAGUGCCCGCUGCGCGCCUGGCCAUGGCUCGCCUGCUCCGGGCUGCGACCCGCGGGCUGUUCCCCGGGAGGGGCUACUGCUCCAGGGGGUCGCAGGGAGAGCUCAGCAAGGGUUUCCUGGAGGCGCUGAAGGCAGUCGUGGGGAGCCCCCAGGUGUCCACGGCUCCUGCAGUCCGGGAGCAGCACGGGCAUGACGAGUCCAUGCACAGGUGCCAGCCUCCGGACGUGGUGGUGUGGCCGCAGACGGCGGAGCAGGUCAGCCAGGUGGCCGAGCUGUGCUACGGCCAGGGCGUGCCCAUCAUCCCGUUCGGCACGGGCACCGGGCUGGAGGGCGGCGUGUGCGCCGUGCAGGGCGGCGUCUGCAUCAACCUGACCCGGAUGGACCGGAUCCUGGCGCUGAGCCCUGAAGACUUCUCUGUGGUGGUGGAGCCCGGCGUGACCCGCAAGGCCCUCAACACCCACCUGCGGGACAGCGGCCUCUGGUUUCCCGUGGAUCCAGGUGCUGAUGCCUCUCUCUGUGGCAUGGCUGCCACCGGGGCCUCGGGCACCAACGCUGUGCGCUACGGCACCAUGCGCGACAACGUGCUGAACCUGGAGGUGGUGUUGCCCGGGGGUCAGCUGCUUCAUACUGCGGGCCCAGGCCGCCACUUCCGGAAGAGUGCUGCUGGCUACAACCUCACGGGGCUCUUUGUGGGCUCCGAGGGGACCCUGGGACUCAUCACAGCUGCCACCCUGCGCCUGCACCCCGCUCCCGAGGCCACGAUGGUGGCCACCUGUGCAUUCCCCAGCAUCCAGGCGGCCGUGGACAGCACUGUGCAAAUCCUCCAGUCUGCAGUGCCCGUGGCCCGCAUCGAGUUCCUGGAUGACGUCAUGAUGGACGCCUGCAACAAGUACAGCAAGCUGAGCUACACCGUGGCGCCCACGCUCUUCCUGGAGUUCCACGGUGCCGAGGAGACGCUGGCCGAGCAGCUGCACCGCUCAGAGGAGAUCAGCCGGCACAACGGAGCCCUGCACUUCUCCUGGGCCAAGGAGGCGGAGGAGCGCAGCCGGCUCUGGGCAGCGAGGCACAACGCCUGGUACUCGGUGCUGGCGCUGCGGCCCGGCAGCAAGGGCUACUCCACCGACGUGUGUGUGCCCAUCUCCCGGCUGCCCGAGAUCGUGGUGCAGGCCAAGGAGGACAUGACGGCAUCUGGCAUCACAGGAGCCAUCGUCGGGCACGUGGGCGAUGGCAACUUUCAUUGCAUCCUGCUGGUAGACCCAGAGGACGCUGAGGAAGUCCGCAGGGUGGAGGCCUUUGCCAAACGACUAGGCAGGCGGGCUCUGGCCCUCCACGGGACGUGUACUGGGGAGCACGGCGUGGGGCUGGGCAAGCGGCAGCUGCUGCAGGAGGAGGUGGGCGCCGUGGGCGUGGAAACCAUGCGGCAGCUCAAGGCUGUGCUGGACCCCCGGGGCCUCAUGAACCCAGGCAAGGUGCUGUGAGGGCCCCCCAAGCCCCUGCCGGCCCCUCCUCUUCUGCGAGUUUUCCCUCUCCCCUCCCCCGUCAGGGACUGGGCUAGAGCUCUGGGCUCCCACCCCUGGGCCGGUCCUGCCAUAGGAAGCCCCCCCCCGCCCACCCCCACAUCCCGUGACCUGUGUGCCAGGAUGUCUCCUCCGGGCAGCACCACGCCUGCCUUCCCCUCCUCCCUGGCGGCCUCCUCCCUACUUGCUGCAGCCUGAAGAAGGGGCUGAGGCCGUGGAAGUGGCUUCCAGGGGCGCAGAUGCCCGGCCCACUUGCCUCCCCCCAGCCUGGAACCGAACGCCAGGCCUGCAGCACCGACGGUUCCCGGAGCCUCCGAGGGGCCUGCGAGCCUUCACAGCAUGUCCCGGCAGCCCUGGGAAGCGGGGCGGGAGCGUCCUGGCGCUGAGCCUCUUCGCCAUGUGUUGUAUGACGCCACCAGCUUUGCUGCCAUCACUAAGCAUCGGGGAUCCCGGCCCCAGGCGCCAGUCAUCGCCGGGGACUUGGCAUUGUUCCCUCCGUCCAUCAGGGGGCGCCCAACACCACAGCAUCUGGCUCUGGGCAUCGAUUCCCAGGACACACCUGUCAGGGUCUGGUGCUCAGCCCCCCCCCACCCCCCGCCCUCCCCGCCUCUCCCUCAGGAGUGGAGGGGGCAGCACCCUCCACUGCCCUCCCGCGCGUGACUCCUUCCCUCCCCCCCCAGCCUGCGGGUCCCCAAUCCAGCUCCUCGGGAGCCUCUGAGCUAAUGCUGCCUGCCCUAAGCCUCUCCCCCGGAGCAGGUCCCGGGGGCCUCCCCCACAACCACCUCUGGUCCAUGACUGACUAAUUAGUGUGUGUAUUCCCGGGAGAGCCCUCUCCAGGGCCUCCUUGCAGGCUGCACCCCUGGGGCACCCCCCCUCCCUGGCUUCUCCCCUCUGACGCCCGCCCCCUCCGGCGCCUGGCAGCAAGUGGAUGCUCAGCAAACGGCCACUUGCCGCAGGCUUCGAUGAGGAAAAAACCCCGACCAAGGAGAGUUGGAAGAACAAGGACGUUCACUGUUCACAGAAAUACCAGCCCCUGAAGAUUCAA